Molecule: messenger RNA, 2988 nt
Organism: Ceratosolen solmsi marchali
Lineage: Eukaryota; Metazoa; Arthropoda; Insecta; Hymenoptera; Agaonidae
Product: BTB/POZ domain-containing protein 7
Exons: 12
Coding region: 149-2944 (931 amino acids)
Biological process (GO): morphogenesis of a branching epithelium
Molecular function (GO): protein binding
Source: RefSeq, a predicted model, not a curated record
UCAGGGUGCAUUCGAAUGUAAACAUGGCCGCCGGUGUAUUGUGCGACGAGUAUUUCUACUGUACCAAAUUCGGAUUUUCGUCGUCGUGGACGUAAUGAGCGGAAGGAAAUAUGCGCAGGGAGGGCCCAGGCUGAUGUCUGGAUGAGCGAUGAAUGUAUUCCGGGCAUUAAUCCCGUGUGCAUUACAGCACAGUGGCGAAAGUGGAAUCGUCGGAGAAGGAAGCAGCAGCAGCGGCAGUUGCUGGUUCACAGGAAGAGGACAGAGCAAUGAUUCACGCAUGACACAAAGAAUGGGAGCAUCCGCCUCUUCCAGCCUUGCACCCAUCGGAGGAGAUUCGGUGCAGGCAGCUAGGCUAUCAGCCUCAGGAAAUCCUGAUCCAUUGAGCAUUAUUGUCAGAGAGCGAAAAAAACGCGUUACCGGUUUCGCUACGUUGCGUAAGAAGUUCAUAAGGAGGCGAAGCUCUUCCAAGGCGUGCGACCAUGGGCGCAUCAUCGUGGGUACUUGGAGCCCAUUGGAGGCAGGUGCUCUACUGGAAGAGUACGAGGCUCUGGCGGCCCUCAAGGAUUUGCACGUACAGGCGGAGCUGGCGAGGCCACCGGCGGCCACUUUCAAACAGGAUCUCUCUACGCUUUAUGAUUAUAAGUAUUGCACGGACGUGGACCUUGUGUACAGGGGUGCUUGCUUUCCUGUCCAUCGCGCCCUCCUGUCGGCCCGAUGUCCCUACUUCAGGGAUCUCCUCGCUGGUUGCCCAGGCUACGGUGCUCGUAUAUGUCUCGAAUUACGCAGUCACAACAUCGAAGUGCCGAUGUUUUCCGGACUACUGCGAUAUCUCUACACGGGUGAUGUCUGUCCACGCGAUGGCUCGCUCGAUUCUAAUCUUCUGCGGCGCCUUGGCGACGAGUUUGGCAAUCCAAAUCCCCUCGAGCACGAUUUGCGUUACUUAUUGGAGACAGGAAAUUACGCGGACGCGGCCCUCGUUUUUACGUCCGACAGUGAUUACCAAAGACCAGACAGCGGUAGCUCCGAGUACGGCUUCAGGCCAAAACUCGAGUUGCCGUGCCACAAGGCAAUUCUCUCGGCCCGUUCGCCGUUUUUUCGCAAUUUGAUUCAACGGCGAACAAGAUCCGGGGAGGACCAUACGGAGCGCGCUCUACAUAUUCCUACAAGGAUAGUGCUCGACGAGUCCGUCAUACCGAAGAGAUAUGCCCACGUUUUGCUACACGCCGUAUACUUAGAUACGGUUGAUCUCUCGUUGAUAAUGAGGGGUACGGGGUGCGGAAACAGUGCUGGUAGCUUGGGGGAGGUUCAGGCGUUAACACAUACAGGUCGUAUGCGACCUAGUCCAUUAGAAGAAGCCAUGGAAUUAUAUCAAAUAGGUCGAUUUCUCGAAUUAGAUAUUCUUUCGCAAGGCUGUGAAGAUUUGAUCUUAGAGUGGCUUACAUUAGACUCUCUUCCAACUGUUCUUAAGUGGGGUAGUCAGCCGCAUGGAUCAGCGUGGGUGCAUCGGCAGGCAUUACAUUAUCUUAGAGAAGAAUUUCAACCGGUAGCGUCGUCACCGAUUCUUCAUCAACUCGAUCAUGCACAUUUGUCGAAUGUUCUGCAAAGUCAUUUCCUUCAGGCAAGUGAGCUGGAAGUGCUUCAGGCGGUUCUCAAAUGGGGCGAACAAGAGCUUGUUCGACGAAUGGAGGAUAGGGAACCAAAUCUGUUAAGCCACACCGUUCAUUCUGUUGCGCGAAAAGGGGUAAAGAAACGAGAUCUUAGUGAUAUUGAACUACGAGAAAUACUGAGUGAGCUUUUACCACUCGUCAGGAUGGAUCAUGUUCUGCCACAAAACAAUGAAAUACUCUCUCAGGCUAUAAGAAGAGGUUUAGUAUCUACCCCACCAAGUCAUAUGAUUGGCGACGAAAGGGAAAACUUACGAAUAAAUGCUUGGAUAAGAGGAGGGAAGAAAAAUGGAUUAUUCGUAAGGCCCCGUCUUUUUAUGCCCUAUUAUGAAGAAAUUAAGGCUCUAGUCGAAGAACAAAUGAUUCAAGAAGCGGAAUUAGUAAGGUUGCGAAGGGCACGAUACAUUCCUGAUAUUCCCGAUACCUUGUAUAUGGUUGAUGAAAAGCCGAGGAUUACAGGAGCUGUUGGAGUCGAUAUUUUAGCAGCUGCCCUUCCAGUUCCAGAUUCAGCGACUAUGUCAUCAAUGUUAAAGCGCGAACAAAAGUUACGACAAUCUCCAAGUUCUCAACGAGCCAUUAGUUUACCGCUAUCAUCGCGCCAUGAAAUCAAUAGACAACUGCGAUUACGCGUUGUCCGAGAAUUUAACUUACCUGACGCGGUGGCCGAACUCCUUGAUAAUACGACGAGCUACAGCAUGGGCGGCGAGUCGGAUACGAAUUCGGUGAGCGCGGACGAGGAUUGCGGCUCGCUGAUGGGCAUGGGUGCUAAUAAUCUUGGUGCUUCCGCGGCCAUUACUUAUGGGCGCAACAUGACCUUUCCGAGGCACACCAGCGCGUACACACACCGGCGUCACGAGCUUCCAGCGAUCGUCACCGAGGGAGAGAAUUACCGACUUUCUGUCGAGCAACAUACAGAAAACAACGCGUGUAGCGAAGGACACCUUUCUGGUAUUAUGCCGGAUGUGGCAAUGGCCACAGCAUCCUUUGGUGCCCUUCAGCUUGUUGAGCAACAGGAGCUCGAGCUUGAUCUCGGUGAUGGCACGUCACAUUUGCUCCAGCAACAGCAACAGCAGCAUCAGCAGCAGCAGCAGCACCAGCACCACCACCACCACCAACACCAACAUCAGCACCAUUCGCAGCAGGCGUCAUCUUCCUCGGGCGGCAAUGGCCAGCUUCAUCGUCCCCAGCUCCCGCAUCAACGCCAAAGACACUUUCCCGGGCUACCUCCGGCCCCUUAUAUGUAUCACCGCUCUGCUGGUGGUUUACCACGAUUCAUAUAAAUGGUUUAUUAACAAACGAAUUAAGGAUAAACUAUAGCGGGGUU